Messenger RNA from Capsella rubella, 1245 nucleotides. RefSeq lists its product as uncharacterized. The transcript has a single exon. Lineage: Eukaryota; Viridiplantae; Streptophyta; Magnoliopsida; Brassicales; Brassicaceae. Bases 85 to 1035 code for a protein of 316 amino acids. The record is from RefSeq and is a predicted model, not a curated record.
GUCCUUUUGGUCAACUUGCAAAUUAGCUCUUUAUAUUUAAACCGAAAGAAAAAGAAAAAAAGAAACAAAAAGAGUAACGGAGAUAUGGUAAGUGGCGGCGGCGAUAGUAACAGAGCGGAGGUGGAUCAGUGGCUAGAUACAUCGGAGAAGCUUUUGGCUUCAAGUGACUUUCAUGGAGCAAAGACCUUUGCGAUCCGCGCAUGCAAAGCUGAUCCGUCUCGAACUGACAUAGCGGACUAUAUCCUCGCAAUCACCGACACUCUCAUCGCCGGAGAAACUACCGUCGGAGAUUCCAAAUUACCAGACUGGUACGCCGUUCUCCGACUCAGCCGCUUAACUCGAAACCCCGAACACGUCGCGACUCAGUACCGUAGACUUGCGCUUCUCCUCAAUCUCAGUGUCAAUCGUCUCCCUUUCGCCGAUGAAGCUCUUAAGCUGGUCACUGAUGCUUGGUCCGUCCUCUCUGAUCCUCCAGUGAAGUCAAUGUACGAUCGAGAGUUGCAGAUGAGUCAAAUGGGUCAAUUCAGUCAACCCUCUAGUCAAUCGCAGCACAUGCAAGAUUCGCAAUUGCAGAGCCAAGCUGAGACCUUGGAGAAUCCUGUGGCCACGAGCUUUUGGACGGUUUGUCCAUACUGCUUUUCACUUUUUGAGUACCCUAAGGUUUACGAGGAAUGCACACUGAGGUGCCAGCAAUGUAAGAGAGCGUUUGCAGCGGUUGAAACGCAAACGCCACCAGUGGAGAGUCAUGGCGAAGGCGUUUACUUUUGUUCAUUGGCUGUGUUUCCAUUACGGAUCCCAGACCAUGCUAAAACCUUGACUUGGUCGCCAGUUUCACCUCUCUUCUUCUGCCCUGCGCAAGGAGGAUCAUCUAAUAUUAAUCAUCAACCAAGCAUGAAAGCUCCUCUAAGAAAAGAUGAUGAUGAAGUAUAUGUCACAAUUUCUGAUGAUGAUGAUGAGAUAUAUGUGACAAUUUCUGAUGAUGCAAAGAAAAACAAAAAGGCAAAUGUUGCACAUGUUAAACUCAAGCCUACUUAGUCAAAGUAAAAUCUUGUUCUGUUUCUGUCUUUGUUUUUAGUUUGUUUUGUGGAUCCCUUUAGGUCCUAUUAGGUUUAUGUAUCGCUUUGUUGAUGUAAUGAUGUUUAUACCAUAGUUAGAUGAUGUUGAAUCAAUGCUAGAUUUUGGGGAGAAAAUGCGUGUUCCGUAUGUAAUCCUCUGUAUCAUAACAACAAAGAUUACGGUUCUAUG